GGUUGCGUUCUGCCACGUGAUUGGACAGAGACUCAGGAGGAAAUAGCUGAUUUUCGAGGCAAACAUCGCCGAAAGAAAGUUAAAAAAAAAACCCUGCUACACCCAGAAACCUGCUUCAAGUCACGCGAAGAGAUCCAGAGGGCGCUGUUGGUACAGAUUAUUAACAACCAAGUCAGGGGCAGCUGUCGAUUGUCCGACUUGGUCGGUGGUGGUGACGCUGAAACGCUAAACUGCUAACUGCACUGAUCCUGAUCAUGAUGAACUUUAGCAAAAGUCAACGCAGUCGAGCCAGCAAAGAAAAUAUGGCACCCUCAGCCAGAGUAGAUACACUGCAGAGGUCCAAACAGCGGACGGUGCUCGGAGUCUUGUCAGAAAAUGAACUGCGAGGUCGAUCCCUCAGCCAGGGUGGCCAGUUUUCCAGACACAGCUCAACCUCAGAAAGCUCUCAACUCAACUGUCUGGGCUGCCCUUCCAGCUCCAGCUUUGAUGUGUACGUGGAAGAGGCUUGCGAAGUUGUCCUUGCGGCUUCUGGCGAAGAAGUUGUCGGACACCGUAAUUACCAAGAUGAGGAAACCAAUGCCCUGCACAAUGAAGAUAUGGUAAUCAUGCUGGAGCUGAGUUCAAGUCCACGCCAGGAUGCUUCUACGCCUUCUGAAUCUGAGGAGGUUUUUUGUGUGGAGUAUGCCAGAGAUAUUCACCAGUACUUGAGGAAUAAUGAGAUUGCAUUCAGGCCAAGGCCAAAGUAUUUAGAAAGACACCCAGAGAUCACGGAUGAUAUGCGCGUCGUUCUGGUGGACUGGAUGGCUGAGGUGGCGCAGGAAUUCCAACUUCAAGCUGAAACGCUUCAUCUUGCUAUCAAUUACUUGGACCGAUUUCUCUCCCUCAUCGGAAAUGUGAAACGAGGCAAGCUGCAGCUGGUUGGCACGGCUGCCUUGGUGAUUGCUGCAAAAUAUGAGGAGAAGUCACCUCCUAAACUCAACCAAUUUGUGACCAUCACAGACAACACCUACACUAAGAAACAGCUGCUUCGGAUGGAGCAAGCAUUUCUAAGUGUGCUGGGCUUCAACUUGGCGGCACCCACCAUAAACUCGUUCCUUCACCUUUUCAUGGCCAUCCAGUCUGUCUGUGCCAACACCAAAAACCUGGCCCUGUAUGUGGCGGAGUUAAGCCUGCUGGAAAUGGAUCCAUUUCUACAGUACAGCCCAUCUAUGGUUGCUGCUGCAGCCUACUGCCUAGCUUCCUACACCAUAAAUACGUCUUUAUGGCCCGAUUCUUUAGUGGCUUUUAGCGGAUACACGAUGGCUGACAUUUCUCCCUGCCUGAUUGACCUGUACAAGCUAUACGCCAGCGCAGAGAGUCGCCCACUACAGGGCAUCAGAGAAAAGUACAAAAAUUCAAAGUACUGUGGCGUUUCAUGGAUCACUCCCCCUGCUUUUUUGUUUUUCCCGUGACUUACUGCUACACCCAUCUGACACAAUGAAAUGAAGAACAAAACAAACAAAAAAAAAAACAAGCAAGCAAAGUGGCAUUUGCUGCCAAGACUAUUCAUAUAAGCCGAUCUGGACUUUUUUUUUUUUAAAUUUAUGCAGAUGAAAAUAACCUGUCCAGAUGAUCCAGAUAUCUGCAAUAAUAAGCCAUGUCUGAUAUUUUUCGAGUUGUUUUGCAUGAAAAUGUCUGUUUUCUGGUAAGAUGCCGUAGAAGUGGUUACCUCAGAAGGUUUCCUGCAUCACACACUAUUGUCUUUUCAUGCACAAUAUUUGCUUUUUACAUUUGUAUAUAUUUGCAGUGUGUGCUUUUUAAACUUUUAUUAACUUUUUUUUCUACAGCACUUGUACAUGUGCAAUACAUACUUGCAAACACAAACCGCAAGAUUUAUGUUAACACAGAAAAUGAUUUGCAUUAAAACAAACCGCCUUUUAAGCCUGAACUAAGGCACCAUUCUGCGCAGUUAAUGUAAAAGUGAACUAAAAGCCACUUUUUAUAUGUACAUGGUGGCAAUGGAAAAAGUUUUGGAAGGUAGUAUUUAGUGGUAGUUUACUAGAAUUAUGUAUUAUGACUGAUUGAAAAAUGU
This is a messenger RNA of Pundamilia nyererei, 2071 nucleotides long. It is a transcript of the gene ccna1, whose product is annotated as cyclin A1. NCBI's taxonomy places the organism in Eukaryota, Metazoa, Chordata, Actinopteri, Cichliformes, Cichlidae. The record is from RefSeq and is a predicted model, not a curated record. The transcript is spliced from 9 exons. Bases 255 to 1451 code for a protein of 398 amino acids.